ACUGGCCAUCUUUGCAAAUUGUGUUGCCCUUGGUGUGUCAAAACCAUUUCCCGAAGAUGAUUCCAAUGCCACCAACCACAAUCUGGAACAAGUGGAGUAUGUGUUUCUGGUCAUUUUCACCAUCGAAACAUUCACAAAGAUUCUCGCAUACGGUCUGGUCAUGCAUCCUAGCGCCUACAUCCGCAGUGGGUGGAACUUGCUGGAUUUUAUCAUUGUCAUUGUAGGGCUUUUCAGUGUGAUAGCUGAAAUGGGAGAGCACAAACCAGGAGAGGCACAUCACGGAGCAGGCAAACCAGGUGGUCUUGAUGUCAAAGCCCUGAGAGCUUUCAGAGUACUGCGACCCCUGCGCCUGGUUUCUGGUGUGCCGAGUCUGCAGAUUGUCUUGAACUCCAUCAUGAAGGCCAUGGUGCCUCUGCUCCACAUCGGUCUGCUGGUCAUGUUUGUCAUCAUUAUUUAUGCCAUCAUUGGGCUGGAGCUCUUCAUAGGCAAAAUGCACAAGACCUGCUACUAUGUAGGGACAGAGCUAAUGGUGGACGAUGAUCCUACUCCAUGUGCUUUUGCCGGUAACGGUCGCUUCUGCGUGGGGAAUAACACAGUGUGUCAGGGAGGAUGGGAGGGACCCAAUGGAGGCAUCACCAACUUUGACAAUAUCUUCUUCGCCAUGCUCACUGUGUUCCAAUGCAUUACAAUGGAGGGCUGGACUGAUGUGCUCUACUGGAUGAAUGAUUCCAUCGGGUUUGAGCUGCCUUGGGUUUAUUUUGUGUCUCUGGUCAUUUUUGGGUCUUUCUUUGUCCUCAAUCUCGUGUUGGGUGUUUUGAGCGGUGAGUUCUCUAAAGAGAGAGAGAAGGCUGUGUGUCGUGGUGAACUGCAGAUGGCCCAGGAGAAACAACAGAUGGAGGAGGACAUGAUCGGCUACAUGGACUGGCUCAUUGAAGCAGAGGACAUGGAUGAGGAUGGAAAUAAACGUGCUGUGGUGGCUAAGAAAAAAAUGAUGAAGAAAUAUGGCUGGUACAAACACAGUGAAGAUGGAGAAUCAGAUUCAGACUCUGAGUUUGAAGCAUUCUUGGAUGAUGACAGUGGUUUCUGUUCAUCUAUAAUGGCACGACUGAUGGCUAUAAGUUUUUGUGAGCAGCUGUACCACUUGAAUGUGGUCAUUAGGAAGAAUUGCCGCGUGGCUGUCAAAUCCACCAAUUUCUACUGGCUGGUGCUACUGCUGGUGUUCCUCAACACUGCCGCCAGCGCCUCUGAACACUACGGCCAGCCCAAGUGGCUCACUGAUAUACAGGAACGAGCAAAUAAGAUCCUUCUGGCUCUGUUUACACUGGAGAUGCUGAUGAAACUCUACAGCUUCGGCUUUCAGAUCUACUUCAUGGCACUGUUUAAUCGUUUUGAUUGUUUCGUGGUGUGUGGUGGAAUCCUGGAGACGGUGCUGGUGGAGAUGGAAGUAAUCCCGCCCAUCGGAAUCUCUGUGCUGCGCUGCGUCCGUCUGAUCCGUAUCUUCAAAGUCACAAGACACUGGGCUGCCCUCUCAGACCUGGUGGGCUCUUUGCUGAAUUCAAUGAAAGCCAUUUGCUCCCUUCUGCUGCUGCUCUUCCUCUUCCUCAUCAUCUUCGCUCUCCUGGGCAUGCAGCUCUUUGGUGGAAAGUUCAACUUUGAUGAAACUCAAAUGAAAAGAAGCACCUUUGACACUUUUCCAUCUGCCCUGCUCACCUGUUUCCAGAUCCUAACAGGCGAGGACUGGAAUUCUGUCAUGUAUGAUGGCAUCAUGGCGUAUGGUGGACCAGUGUUUCCCAAUAUGAUUGUCUGUAUUUACUUUGUCAUUCUUUUCGUCUGUGGUAACUACAUCUUGCUGAAUGUCUUCUUGGCUAUCGCUGUGGACAACUUAGCCGGAGAUGGUGGCAAAAAGCAAAAAGAAGAGAAAAAAGAAGAGGAUGAGGAAUGGGAAGAUGAUGAAGAAAGAGAGGAAGACGCUGGUAAUGAAAUGGACGAUUGGGAAGAAAAUGAGGAGUUUAGAGCAAUUGAAGGGCUUGAGGGUAUAGGCACUCCCAUGAAAGUCGAAAGUUUUCAACCCAAGGAGAAAAUUGUACCUAUUCCUGAUGGAAGUUCCUUUUUCAUCCUUGGAAAGAAAAACUGUCUCAGAGUUGCCUGCCACAACCUCAUUCAUCAUCAUUACUUCACCAACAUCAUCCUUGUCUUCAUCAUACUGAGUAGUUUUUCAUUGGCCGCUGAAGACCCAAUCAAAACUCAUUCUGUCAGGAACGUUAUGCUGGGCUAUGCUGAUUAUGUCUUUACCACCGUCUUCACUAUUGAGAUCAUGUUGAAGAUGACUGUGUAUGGAGCUUUCCUUCAUCAAGGGUCCUUCUGCAGAAACGCCUUUAACCUUCUUGACCUUCUGGUCGUCAGUGUGUCCCUCAUCUCUUUCUUCUUGCAUUCGAGUGCCAUUUCAGUGGUGAAGAUUCUCAGAGUAUUGCGAGUGCUCAGGCCUCUUCGAGCUAUCAACAGGGCAAAGGGACUCAAGGGCCGGUUCUACAGAUGCACUGAUGAGGCAAAACAUACACCUGAAGAGUGCAAGGGCACUUUUGUGGUGUUCAAAGAUGGUGAUAUGAACCAUCCAAUGGUGAGGGAGAGAGUUUGGGAGAACAGCGACUUUAACUUCGACAAUGUGCUGAUGGGCAUGCUUGCACUAUUCACCGUCUCUACGUUUGAGGGCUGGCCACAGCUGUUGUACAAAGCCAUUGAUGCUAAUGCAGAGAACAGAGGACCCAUCUAUAACUACCGUGUAGAGAUUUCCUUCUUCUUCGUCAUCUACAUCAUCAUCAUCGCCUUCUUCAUGAUGAACAUCUUUGUGGGUUUUGUCAUCAUCACCUUCCGUGAACAAGGAGAGGCUGAGUUCAAAAACUGCGAACUAAACAAAAAUCAGCGACAAUGUGUGUAUUACGCAUUGAAAGCUCAGCCAAUAAAGAUUUACAUACCCAAAAACCCUUCUCAACUCAAAUUUUGGAAGAUCAUCAAUUCCUCUCAGUUUGAGUACAUCAUGUUUGUGCUCAUUCUGCUCAACACGCUCGCACUGGCUGUACAGCACUAUGAGCAGUCCAAACUCUUCAACUCUGUGAUGGACAUCCUGAACAUGAUCUUCACUACGCUGUUUACUAUUGAGAUGAUCAUCAAACUUCUGGCUCUGAGACCUUAUCAUUAUUUUAUAGAUGCCUGGAACUCUUUUGAUGCACUGAUAGUGGUGGGCAGUUUGGUGGACAUCAUGAUUGCAGAGUUCAGUGGUGGAGGAGGCCAUGGUGAGGAGAAAGAUGGGGAGAGCGCCAAAGUGUCCAUCACUUUCUUCCGUCUUUUCCGAGUUAUGCGACUAGUCAAGCUGCUCAGUAAGGGUGAAGGCAUUCGAACCCUCCUUUGGACCUUCCUUAAAUCUCUACAGGCACUGCCAUACGUCGGUCUACUCAUUGCUAUGAUCUUUUUCAUCUAUGGUGUGAUUGGAAUGCAGUCAUUUGGGAAGAUAGCUAUUGACGACGAUACUGAACUCAGUCGGAACAACAAUUUCCAAACCUUUUUCAUGGCUGUACUUCUGCUUUUCAGAUGUGCAACGGGUGAACAGUGGCAGCAGAUCAUGCUUGCGGCACUGCCAGGACGUCGGUGUGACCCAGAGUCUGACAUUGAGCCAGGGGAGGAGUACAGCUGUGGAAGCAACCUGGCGUACCUCUAUUUCAUCAGUUUCUUUGCACUCUGUGCCUUCCUGAUCAUUAACUUGUUCAUCGCUGUCAUCAUGGAUAACUUUGAGUAUCUGACUAGAGACUGGACUGUGCUGGGCACUCAUCACCUCGAUGAGUUUAAACGAGUCUGGUCAGAUUACGACCCAGAAGCCACGGGAAGGAUCAAACAUCUAGAUGUAGUCACCAUGUUGCGCAGAAUUCAGCCUCCGCUGGGCUUUGGGAAACUCUGUCCACAUCGAGUAGCGUGUAGGAGACUGGUUGCUAUGAAUGUGCCUCUCUAUCCUGAUGGCACUGUGUCCUUCAACGCCACCCUGUUUGCUCUCGUCAGAACUUCACUCAAGAUUAAAACAGACGGCCCCAUUGACCAGCAGAACGAGGAGCUGAAAGCUAUCAUCAAGAAGAUUUGGAAACGUACCAAACCCAAACUGCUGGAUGAAGUUAUACCUCCCCCUGCAGGGAAUGAGGUGACUGCAGGAAAGUUCUAUGCCAGCUUCCUGAUUCAGGACUACUUUAAAAAGUUUCGUAAGCGAAAGGAGAAAGAGAGGAAGAAGAAAGGCAAGGACAAGUCAGCCUCUCUCCAGGCUGGGUUACGCACACUACAGGAUCUGGCCCCAGAGAUGCGUCUGGCUAUGGCAAUGGAGGAUGAGGAAGGGCUGGAAGGGCUAGAGGGGGAGAUGAUGGAAGAAGAAGACUUCUUCAGGAGUGACAGCGUCUUCAGUGAUGCUCCUCCCACACCGGUCAUGUCCACCCCUAGAAGCACCCCUAUGCCCCCACAUCUGGACGAGACCUCAGUGAGCAUUGAGCUUCCUCCUAGAAUACGCAAUGGGAGCUUAAUGCUGGAGGAGGCUCUGUUGGAGUCCCGUCCGGCCUCCGCCCUAUCCGAAAACGAAGUGAUAAUUGAUCAGCCUCAGAGGUUGUCUCCCCUGCCCAGUAGGUGGGCCUCCAGUCACAGCAAACUCACCCCAUUUUCGAUGCUGAAUACCAACCAAAGGAAUGAUACAACUAGUGCUUGUGAAUAUAUUCCUCCCCCAUCUCCGGAUGGAGGAAUGCAAAAUGGAGGAGUCGCAGGAGGGGUCGUCAUUCCAGGAGGAAAUGGAGAAGCAGUCACUGGAGAAGCCAUACAAGUAGGAGGUGGAGGUGAAGGAGUGAUGGGAGGAGCAGUCACAGGAGGAGGAGUUACAGAGAUGCCAAACCCUCCAGAGCAAAGUGCUGUUAGCAGGGAGGACCCUCAUAGUGCUGUCUCACAUGAUAGACAGUGGUUUCCUGAGGUUCCUCCGGCGCAAAUUGCACCACCCAAUGGGAGCAGUGAAUGCGUGGCCCCAGUUCAGCCCAUUGACAAUAUCAGCAAUAGUUACCAAGGCAACAGCCAAGGUGUUGGUGGCUACAAUGGCAAUGGUUACCCUGGAAAUGGCUACAAUGGGGAUGGUACCAAUGGGACUGAUUAUCCAGGGAAUCGUUACUCCAGCAAUGGCUAUAGCAGCAAUGGCUACAAUGGUAAUGGUUAUCAUAGUAAUGGAUACAAUGGUAACGGAUACAACAACAAUGAACACAAUGGCACUGGUUUCGCUGCACGGCGACGCAUGCUUCCCCCAACUCCCUUAGGCCGAAAGCCAAGCUUUAACAUCCAGUGUUUGAGAAGGCAGGGCAGCAAUGAGGAUCUCCCAAUCCCAGGCACUUACCGCCAAAAUUCCCCACCCUGUAGGGCACGAAUACAGACGCAAAACAGCUUCGACUCACGGCGGAGCAGCAUUUCAUCUGCGGUUUCUUCGGCCUCUUGGGUGAACAACCAGGCCAGGCGGGGUCCUCUCCUCUAUGCCCCCCUUAUUCUAGUGAACGAGAUGGGGGGCACUCAGGCAAUGUGGGGUGACGCCAAUGGCAGCGCCAGCCUGCCGGCGUCGGCCCGUCCCGGGUGGAUUAGCAGUGGAAUGGCAGGUGUAGCCCAGCAGCCUCGGGCGUACACCACUCUCAGAGUGCCCUCCCAACACAGUUCCGGAUACAUCGAGAAGGGAAGCGCUGACAGCCUUGUGGAGUCGAUCCUGAUCUCUGAAGGCUUGGGUCUAUAUGCAAAAGACCCCAAAUUUGUUGACUUUGCAAAACGGGAAAUUGCAGGUGCCUGUCACAUGACUAUUGACGAAAUGGAGAGCGCUGCAACUGACCUUCUAAGUCAAGGGAGGACAGGGCAACCAAUAGGACGCCUCGAGGAGGAUCUGUCUGAUGAGAUGAACUGUGUUAUAACAUACUAAAUGGGUUUCAGUUUGUUGGGGGAAGCGGAACUUAAAUUGUCAUUGUGAUUGUGAUGUUCUCUGCAUCACUAACUCAAAUACAUUCACCUCUUCAUGUUCAGAUCGUUUGAGCAGAGUUAUAUUCAAUUCCUUCAGUAGAUAUAAGGAACUUGUGACCACAAUGACCUGUAUAUCCCGAUUGCUUUGCACAUAAGUAAGAGCCUAACCAGACCACAAGAUGAGCCUAUAUACUCUGUGAUUACGAAUCCUGAAGCAAUUUCUGAAAAGAUAUCCAGAUAGACUUUGUGAGAUCAUAAUGGCAGCCUCUAAAUUUGGUAAAACAAUUGAGAUUUGGUCAAACUUGCCCAUUUAUGUUGAAUGUAUUUGUGCUUGUGGAAGUUUUCAUUUUUCAUAAGAUUAAUUAGCCU
Molecule: messenger RNA, 6369 nt
Organism: Rhinichthys klamathensis goyatoka
Lineage: Eukaryota; Metazoa; Chordata; Actinopteri; Cypriniformes; Leuciscidae
Gene: cacna1fa
Product: calcium channel, voltage-dependent, L type, alpha 1F subunit a
Exons: 45
Coding region: 161-5962 (1933 amino acids)
Biological process (GO): calcium ion import across plasma membrane
Cellular component (GO): membrane; voltage-gated calcium channel complex
Molecular function (GO): high voltage-gated calcium channel activity
Source: RefSeq, a predicted model, not a curated record